Tarenaya hassleriana is the source of this 1109-nucleotide messenger RNA. RefSeq lists its product as uncharacterized. The transcript has 5 exons. Bases 180 to 914 code for a protein of 244 amino acids. Lineage: Eukaryota; Viridiplantae; Streptophyta; Magnoliopsida; Brassicales; Cleomaceae. The record is from RefSeq and is a predicted model, not a curated record.
CUUAUGGGCCUUGUCUGAGCCCUUGUUGAUUUUUCAUUGAUUUAAUUUUAAAGGCCCCAGGCCAAUGAUACACCACGUGGCAAAACAUGACUGGCUGCUUCAGCUGAGCGAGCAUAUGUUUUAUCUCGAAGAACUGAGAGAGAGAGAGAGAGAGAGAGAGACAGAGAGAGAGAGGGGCAAUGGCGGGUUCUUCGUUGGCCUUAUCCGGCAUGAGCUCCAUCUGUAAGAGCUCGAUGGCCAUGUCGCGUACUUGUCUGAGCUCCGACAUCACUACUCGCCCUUUGUCCUCUUCUUCUUUUUCUUCUUCUUCCUCUUCUUCUCUGUGGGUAAAGAACAAAACCCACUGCACGAAGAAGCUCAGACUCUGCGUUAAAGAUCCAUCACAAGGAAUCCCCAGCGAAACAGACGAGGAAGAGUCCAAAUUCGUUCCCCUCAACGCAGAAGAUCCCCAAUUCGGCCCUCCUGCUCUGCUGUUACUGGGUUUUCAACUUGAUGAAGCUCUCAAGAUACAGCAGCUUCUCACGGAGCUCGAUGGCGAAUUCAUGCAGGUACAUAUCCCCUAUUCAUAUCUAACUCCUGCAACAAAGAAUUCCAAUUUAACGUCUGUGUGGUUGAAACUCCAGAUUAUAUUAUGCACUGAGGAAAUGAUCACACGGUCGUUAUGGGAAGCUGUCAACACUAGACAGCCUGACCUCAGACGAGUUCAGAUGGCGAAGUCUCAGCCACGGAUCUGCUUCUUAUCUGGUCUGAGCGGGGAGGAGACGAUGAUGUUCAUUGAUGCGUUCCCGGAUACAGGGCUCGAGCCAGCAGUAUUUGCGGCACUUGUUCCAAACAGCGCUGAUAAACUCAUCCAGGAACUGAUAGAAGAAAUCAUGGGAGAUCAUGAGAUGCUGACCGGGGGCGCUUCCAGCUGAACUUCGACGAGGGGCACAACAGGACAAAUUCACAAAGUGUAAUCCUUGAGUCACAAGCUGAGACUUUUAUCUAUUUAUGUCUUCAGCCGAGGAAUAGCAUUGAGGAAAAGUUCUUCCAAAACUGCCAUAUGAACCUUGAUUUGUUUGAAGCCUUGUGUCUGGGAUUAUGAAGAAGAUGAGUAAAGUUAGUCGCCA